This is a messenger RNA of Puccinia triticina, 165 nucleotides long. RefSeq lists its product as uncharacterized. The record is from RefSeq and is a predicted model, not a curated record. Lineage: Eukaryota; Fungi; Basidiomycota; Pucciniomycetes; Pucciniales; Pucciniaceae. Bases 1 to 165 code for a protein of 54 amino acids. The transcript is spliced from 2 exons.
AUGCGGAGGAAUCUCUUUGGUGGCCCUCAUGGCGACAACGAGCUUGGAAGCGCCAACCCGUGGACACAGGCGACUUUGGGCCAGGCGCGCCGCGACCUCGCCUUGCACCCACUCGACAGUUUCGAUGGGCCAAGUAAAAACAGUUACUUCGACACGCCCGCCUGA